Messenger RNA from Parascedosporium putredinis, 978 nucleotides. NCBI's taxonomy places the organism in Eukaryota, Fungi, Ascomycota, Sordariomycetes, Microascales, Microascaceae. The record is from the annotation of a GenBank genome assembly.
AUGGCUUCGGAGACGGAUAAUCGGGGCCCAGAGCUUCUGGCCGUCAACAUCACCUUCUUCAGCGCCGCCCUCGUAUCCAUAUUUCUACGAUGCUAUGUCCGCACGUUCAUGGUUCGGGCCUUUGGUAUCGAUGACUGGUUAAUGGUAGCCGGAACGGUUGGUCUUUUUACCUUGUACGCCGCAUUCUCCAGCACCGGCGUCAAAUAUGGCACCGGACAACACCACGCCAAUCUCGAAGACGAGAAUAUCAAGAAAGCCAUGAUGUGCUGGUGGUUCUGCUACCUUUGGUACAGUCUCGCCAUGGUCUCCUCUAAGCUCUCCAUCGGCUGGUUCCUCCUCCGCGUCACCACGACCAAACUCUACCGCUGGAUCAUCUUCAUCGCCAUGGGCUCGACCGCCUUUUCCGGCCUCGUCUUCUUCUUCGUCACCCUGUUCCAGUGUAACCCGAUCCCCUACUUUUGGAACAAGGACCUCGAGGGCAAGUGCGUCAACAUCGAAGUCGUCAUCGCGCUGGCCAUCCUCUACAGCGUCACGGCCGUCAUCUCCGAUUUCAUCUUUGCCAUUCUCCCGGCCGUUAUCGUGUGGCAGCUGCAGCUGCACAAGAGGACGAAACUUAUGUUGAUUCCCCUUUUAGCCAUGGGUUGCGUCGCGAGUUCCGCAGUCGUCGUCCGCUUUCCCUUUCUCCCGAAGUUCCGCGAACCCGACUUCCUCUGGAACACCCUGGACAUCGCCAUCUGGUCCACCAUCGAGCAAGGGCUCGCCAUCACAGCCGGCAGCCUAGCCACGCUACGACCGCUCAUCAAGCUGCUCGCCUUCAGGCUCGGCCUCACCACCAAGCCGAAAUCGAUGCGCCCGUCCGACUACGCCACGAAUUCUCGUCCCUUGGGGGUUCGAAAGGCGGUGGCCAUUUAUCCCGCGGCGAAGCGUAUAGCCUCUCCUCAGCCAACCGGUACGGCGUCCGAACCAACGUGUCUGUAG